Staurois parvus is the source of this 648-nucleotide messenger RNA. The record is from the annotation of a GenBank genome assembly. Lineage: Eukaryota; Metazoa; Chordata; Amphibia; Anura; Ranidae.
GUACCCGCUCCUCCUCCCUCCCUAAAGGUCAGCAGUCUCUGGUCAUAUCCUGUACUGUCUGCAGUCUCUUGAUCAUCCCCUGUACCGUCCGCAGUCUCUGGUCAUCUCCUGUACUGUGUCCGCAGUCUCUGGUCAUCCCCUGUACUAUGUCCGCAGUCAGUCUCUGGUCAUCUCCUGUACUAUGUCUCCUGUCUCUGGUCAUCUCCUGUACUGUGUCCGCAGUCUCUGGUCAUCUCCUGUACUGUGUCCGCAGUCUCUGAUCAUUUCCGGUAGUAUGUCCGCAGUCUCUGGUCAUCUCCUGUACUGUGUCUGCAGUCUCUGGUCAUCUCCUGUACUGUGUCCGCUGUCCCAUCUGGUCAUCCCAGUCUGUACUAUGUCCGCAGUCUCUGGUCAUCACCUGUACUAUGUCCACAGUCUCUGGUCAUCCCCUGCACUGUGUCCGCAGUCUCUGGUCAUCUCCUGUACUAUGUCUGCAGUCUCUGGUCAUCUCCUGUACUUUGUCCGCAGUCUCUAGUCAUCUCCUGUACUAUGUCCACAGUCUCUGGUCAUCUCCUGUACUAUGUCCGCAGUCACUGGUCAUCUCCUGUACUGUGUCCGCAGGCUCUGGGCAUCUCCUGUACUAUGUCCGCAGUCUCUGGUCAUUUCCUG